CAAAUCGUUUGCCCGAACAGACUGGAACGUAAUUAAAAUAUGUCUUCCGGGGUGUUAAGGCGGACUAUUUGCAGCUUUAAACAUGUCUUUCGUGCAAGAUAUGUUUCUAGUUCGACAGCCAAAAUGAAAUUCAACGAGCCGUUGUCUGGUCACGAUAUGCCACGCGCAGGUGGCAUUGCCUCCAUGAUGCGAUUGCCGAUUCAACAUACGUCUGAAGGCUUGGAUGCCUGUUUUGUGGGAGUUCCGUUAGAUAUUGGAACAUCGAACCGAUCUGGCACUAGGUAUGGUCCGAGGCAGAUACGCUGCGAAUCAUCACUGCUGCGCAGAGUUAACACUGCUACAGGUGCGUGUCCUUUUGACUCGAUGCAAGUGGCAGAUGUGGGGGAUGUGAACCUGAAUCUGUACCACCUGCCCAAGGCCUGCGAGGACAUUCGCAGACACUUCCUUGGGCUCAUUAGGAAUGGUUGUGUGCCCCUAGCAAUGGGAGGUGACCAUACCAUGACGUACCCAAUCCUGCAGGCAAUCAAGGAGAGAUAUGGUCCGGUAGGUCUAGUGCACAUAGAUGCUCACUCUGACACCAAUGACCUCAUGUUGGGAGAGAAGAUAGCCCAUGGGACUCCAUUCAGGCGGGCUAUGGAGGAGGGGUGUCUGGUGGGCAACAAGGUCAUACAGAUAGGGCUGCGGGGCUCUGGCUACGGCCUGGAUGACUAUGAGUGGGGCAAGUCUCAGGGUUUCCGCAUGGUGCCUGUCCAUGACUGCUGGCACAAAUCCCUUGUGCCACUUAUGGCUGAGGUGCGGAAUAUGAUGGGGAGCCAUCCCAUUUACAUUUCCUUUGAUAUUGAUGGGCUUGAUCCAAGCUUUGCACCAGGAACUGGAACUCCAGAGAUCGGGGGUCUGACCUCCAUUCAGGGCCUGGAGAUAGUGCGAGGCUGUAGAGGGUUGAACAUUGUUGGAGGAGAUCUUGUUGAGGUGUCUCCUCCAUAUGAUGUGCAGGGUACUACAGCCCUGACUGGUGCCAACUUGUUGUUUGAAAUGCUCUGUGUCUUGCCCAAGUGUAAAUAUGGCUUGCGAUAAUAUACAAAACAGGACAGCCACUUGGGAACUGCACAAACAGCUCCACUAGUAAAUCACAAAAGCAUUCUAGUCAGUUUGAUGCAUUUAUACAGAGUACUUGGUGUUAGUAUAACCAGAAACUAAAUAUGACAAUAGUUUAAAUAUACCGGUAUGUAACCAGACACAACUGAUAAAUUUAUGUGUUCCUGUCCUCUUGUAACGUUUGUUCAGUCAUCAUUGGUUGUUGUAAUCUUAUUGGUUGUUAUCAUGUACAAGUCCGGUCAGAUAUUAUUGCUCUAUCAGAUAUAUGCUCAGGAAGCGUUAAUCAAUCAAUAUAUCCUAUGUUUGGUGCUAUAUCAUAGGUCUGUGAUAACCAUUAUGCUUUAUAAUUUGGUUUAUACACUUCAAUACUUUCCUAACGCAAUACUUUUCACCCUUUUAUAUUUCAGUUAUGAGUUCAGAUUAUUGGACGUUCAAGUACGUGGGGUAUGUAUGUUUUCAUCUUUUUGCACGUGAAAAUAGUGAAAUGAGAUAUUUUUCUAAAAAAAGUUUAAAUUUCAACAUUUUAGGUGUUUUUUACACCAGGAAAACAUAAAAUGAAUUCUAAAAAAUGUAUGGCUAAUAGGAAUAUAUAGGAGCGUGACCACGCAUUUUGGCAUUUUACAGGCUACCUGCAAAGGUAUUGGAGACUUUUCUAACGCAACUCUUCAAAUUUGAAUAUCUCACUUAUGAGUACAGAUUUUUUAUUUAAAAUUGUACAUGUGAUCAUUUGACAACAUUUGGUGCAAGCUUACCAUAAAAUCAUUUAACGGUUACGAUCGGACGCUUUAGCAUGUGGGGUGAGUAGCCUGCAAUAUGCCAAAAUGUACGGUUGUGCUUCUGAAUAUUCUGAGUCAUGCAUUUAAAAAAUUUUAUUAGUAUGUUUUUCUGGUGUAAGAAACCACCUAAAAUGAUUAAUUGAUAUAAAUGUAGAACAAUAUCGCGUUUCACCAUGUCCACGUGCACACGGAUGCGACCAUACAUACCCCAUGUGCUAAAGCGCCUGAUCGUCACGGAUGAAUGAUUUUAUCAUGACUGCUCAAAAUGAAGUCAAAUGAUCAUAAUUUAUGUUAAAUUUUUAUUCAAAAUUUUAACUCGUAUCUUAGAUACUCAAAUUUGAAAAGUGUUGUGUUAGAAAAGUCUCCAAGUGAACUUGUAUUGAUAUAUAUUUUUAAAUGUUAUUAUACCCCACGUAUUUGGGGCAUAAACUUGAGGCAUAGUUCCUUAUAAUAAGAACUUGGUAAUUAGCAUUUUUUUGUCUUUAUACCUUAUGAUUACACAAGUUAUUGCUUUUUUAAUUUACACAUUCUAUAAUAUCAUUAAUAUUAUAACAUGUGCAGCGGCGUCGUGUGUGUGUGUGUGUGGGGGGGGGGAUUCUUUGUUCUUAGUCACUAUUGUGAGUUUUGUGUCAGGGUUAAAUCUUGCCAAGGUUUUUAUUUUCCAAUUAUCCGGUGUUGUAACAUUUCAACAUGUGUUCUUAUGUAGACAGAACUGCAAUAUUGUUAAAGUAUAUAUUUUGUAUAAUAAACCGUAAAAUGACGAA
Molecule: messenger RNA, 2635 nt
Organism: Dreissena polymorpha
Lineage: Eukaryota; Metazoa; Mollusca; Bivalvia; Myida; Dreissenidae
Product: guanidinobutyrase-like
Exons: 7
Coding region: 40-1074 (344 amino acids)
Molecular function (GO): metal ion binding; agmatinase activity
Source: RefSeq, a predicted model, not a curated record